Cutaneotrichosporon cavernicola is the source of this 558-nucleotide messenger RNA. RefSeq lists its product as uncharacterized. The transcript is spliced from 3 exons. The record is from RefSeq and is a predicted model, not a curated record. Bases 1 to 558 code for a protein of 185 amino acids. NCBI's taxonomy places the organism in Eukaryota, Fungi, Basidiomycota, Tremellomycetes, Trichosporonales, Trichosporonaceae.
AUGUCUUACGCCUUGCCCCGCCAGCCCCGCCCACCCUCGUCGGGUCCUCGUGGGCCACGGGGACACACCAUGAGCUUAAGCAUAUCUGAGCGUGGGAGCGAGGCGGGUUACGACUUGAGCCGCUUUGGUAACCCUGACUACCGCAUGGCGCGGAGCAGCCCCGAGAUGCUGGACCUCGAGGCUGCCUCACGCAUCGAGACGCUCGAAGCGCAGCUUGCCCUCGCGCGGAUUCGGAUUGCCGAGUUCGAGGCGGCAGACGCUGAGCGGCGCGACGCUGAGGCCCGGGAGGCCAAGAGGGUUGAGCAAUGCAGGAUGUGGAACACGGUCCUCAUCGCAAAGUACGGCCGUGAAGCCGAGCUGGUCCCAAUGGGCAACAUCUUACCUUACAUCCGCCGCGCGCACGAGGUAGACGACCUCGAGGCCGUCGAGAUGCUGAAGCGGAUAGAUGACCUUGGUGGUUCAGCGCCCGACGACGCCCUCCAGGACAACCUCAGGAUAUACCUGCUCUCCCUGCUCGGCGUACCGCCCCUUCCCGCUGUCAAGCUCUCGUUCUUGUAG